Puntigrus tetrazona (Sumatra barb) is the source of this 2737-nucleotide messenger RNA. It is a transcript of the gene arl2bp, whose product is annotated as ADP-ribosylation factor-like 2 binding protein. Gene Ontology annotation, biological process: maintenance of protein location in nucleus; positive regulation of tyrosine phosphorylation of STAT protein. Gene Ontology annotation, cellular component: mitochondrial intermembrane space. The record is from RefSeq and is a predicted model, not a curated record. Bases 85 to 636 code for a protein of 183 amino acids. The transcript is spliced from 7 exons. NCBI's taxonomy places the organism in Eukaryota, Metazoa, Chordata, Actinopteri, Cypriniformes, Cyprinidae.
UUUUCUACCGAACGCAUUUGAACAAGUACGCGUUCUCCCGUUGCCGUGGCAGCAGCGAGUUCAGGAAGAACGUUCGGGCGAUUAAUGAUGGAUGCUCGAGAGACAGAUCUGCUAAGUGACAAUGAGAACAUAGUUGAAAUGCAGAAUUUGGAAGAAGAAGACUUUGCUGUUUCAAAAUCAUCAGAUGCUGAUGCAGAAUUUGACAUGGUUAUUGGGAACAUCGAAGAUAUAAUAAUGGAGGAUGAAUUCCAACAUCUCCAGCAGUCUUUCAUGGAGAAAUAUUACCUUGAGUUCGAUGACUCUGAGGAGAACAAGCUCAGCUAUACACCUAUUUUUAAUGAAUACAUUGAAGUCUUAGAAAAACAUCUGGAACAGCAGUUGGUAGAGCGAAUUCCUGGAUUCAACAUGGAUGCCUUCACCCAUUCACUUAAACAGCACAAAGAUGAAGUCUCGGGUGACAUACUUGACAUGCUGCUGACUUUUACAGACUUUAUGGCCUUCAAAGAGAUGUUCAUUGAUUACAGAGCAGAAAAGGAGGGCAGAGCAUUGGACCUUAGUACUGGGCUGGUGGUGAAAUCGCUAAAUUCUGCUUCCGGUUCACCUCUGACCUCUAGCUUGGCCUCACCAUCCAGCUGAACCAAUGGGUUUCUCUUGUGAGCUUGAUCAGUCAACACGUAUGAUUAUUCCCAUUUAAUAAGAUGAAUAUUUAUUGAAAAUUCCUUUCCCACACAUCUCAAAACAAACAGCCAAUGUUAUGGUAACUUGACGGAAGAUAAUCUGUGUUUAAUUUAGGUUAAUGUUUAAACGUAAUGUUCUGGUUAACUGUCAGGUUAUCCAGUACGAAUCUCCUAACACAGCAUUCAUCUGUCAAAGAAUACAUUCUAUUUGGAUCAGUCUUUCAUAUCUUAUUGGUCACUUUUGAUGACCAAACUGAUGUAGGAAGCUGUAAUGAGCAUUUGAGUUGGCUGCCAUUUUAUUGCAUAUUUUCAUAUAGAACUCCUUCAUUUUAAUAGUUAAAUUCUUAUAUUUCGUAAUGUACCAAAAUAAUUCCUUUCACUUGACAAUCAUAAAGGGCUUUUCAGUACAAAAGUAUUAUACAGUGUGCCUGACAUGACAAAAGAUCUAAAAGAUCCAUUUUCAUUCUCAAGAAUCUCAAGUCUUUCUCCAAGCAGAAUAUUACAAAAUUAAAAAUAUAGUGUUUAUACAGUUACCAGAAACAACUCAAAUAAUCCCGUACAGUUUUUCAUGCUUUCAAUGUGUUACGGAGUACAUGUUUUGUAUGGCUCUCCCAUCUUGUGACAAUGGGAAGGAAAAACUUGAGAGCUUUUCAAAAUAAUACUUUGUUGGUUUACUCCCUUUUUUACUUAGAAGAAUGUGUUGUUCUUACUAGAUGAAUAUUGCGUCAUUGUGUACAUUUGAUUAUUGUUUGAGUGUGUGUGUGUGUGUGUGUGUGUGUGUGUAUAAAUAUAUAGACAUUUGAGCCUGUGUAUGAAAGAAAUAAAUACAAUAGAUCUUUAAUUAUAUUUUAGCAAAACAUUUUAAUGCUCAAAACUGUCAAUUGCAUUCUUAAGCAUUAAGCAACUUUAAAGUAAUGCAAGAACCUCACCAUUAAAUACAUAUUUGCUCAAGUCAUUCAGUGUAGCUUAGAAAAAAAAAAGGAUGUUAAAUGUUGGGGCUGGUAAGUUUUUUUUUUUUUUGUUUUUGUUUUUGUUAUCGCUUAAUGCUUACCCAGGCUGGAUUUAUUUGAUCAAACAUAUACGGUGGCCUAGUGUGCUCAACACACUGCAAAUAGUUUGACAACACAUAUGCUACAAAUGCUCACAACACAAACAAAUAUAUGUUUAUAUGCUGUCAAACAAUUAGAUGCACUCAUAAUAAAACUUUUGGUUGCAUAGUAUGUAUAUUUAUUAAGUGAAUUUGUAAAUACACACUCAUGUAUGUAUAAAUUUAAGAAAAAUGUUAUGGUUAUAUAUGUAACGUAUUCACAUAUACAUUAUAUGAAUAUAAAUAUCUAAAUGUAAAUACAUGCAAAUACUUGCAAUAUAUGUAUAAUGUAUGUGUGUAUUUAUAUAUUAGUAUUUUGGAUGCAGUUAAUCAUUUGACAGCACUUUGACAGAAAUUACUUUAAUUGUGAAAGCCUGGCCAAAUUACUUUUACAGCUUUAGUCUAUGCUUUUACUAUUAAAGUUAAUUAAUUAAUACACUGAAUAUAUAAAUACAAUACUGUAGUUAAACCAUGCUAACUAUAUAAAGCUCUACCAUGGGUUUACUACACUAACCAUAGUUUAACCGUGUUAUUUGUACAACUGUAGUUAUCCAAAUGGCAAUCAACAUACCAAACAAAACAAAAAACGUGGUUCAUUUUCAUUUUCUUUGGGUAACUAUAUUGCAGUCUGUGCUACUUGCACAUUUCAUUGUGUUGUAAGCAUUUGUAUAACUGAUUAAGUUUUCUUGAUUUAAUGGUGCUUUUUCCAUUUCCAUUUGCAAUGGUGCUUUCAGAAGCUGUUGCACAUUAAGCUCUCUCGGCCACCGUAAACAUACCAAAAAAAAGUAUAAUUGUAAAAUAUUAUUGCAAUUAAGAAUAGAGUGUCUAGGUGCUAAAAGCUCAGUGGGCAGUGUGCCAACAUACAGCACCAUUGUACUUCGGGUAUCACGAUUUCGCAUCCCAGUUUCCGGACCUUUCCCGAUCGCAUCCCAUCCCAGUAUUUUUUAAAAUAUUAAAUCCUUUGUAAACUUAA